CCCUGCCCCCCUGCCCCAGAACCCCCUCGGUCCCCCUUCUCUUGCCCACAGCAAGAGGCCUGCGGCCCCUGCCCCUCCACACUGCCGGGUCGGGGCCGAGGGGCCUCCCCGGUCCCCAUCUCCAGCUCCGAGUCGUUGGCAACACAACCCUCUGGGGAAGCCGGGAGUCCCAGAGCCGGGGGGCCCUUGGGGAUUUGGGGGAGGGGAAGAGGAGGCAGGGCGCAGGGCACUUCAGUUUCACAGCCUCCCGCUCCUCCUCUGGGCCGGCCAGAGACGAAGAUGCCCCUCCAAACUGCCCGCUCCUCCCUCGGCUCCUACCUCGGCCCGUCGGGAAGUUCCUGAUGUGUAACCCCAAUCCCUUCUGCUGCAUUCCAGCCAAUCUCCCGGGAACGAGGCCCACGUGAAGAGCAUGCUACGCCGGUGUCCUUGACGCCGCCCUGGACUGCCCUUUGGCCUGUGCUCUAGGCCCCACCGCGGCCUGUGCCUGCCUCGUGCCCCCAGCAUGGCCCAGGGAGCUCUGCGCUUCCGCUCGGAGGGCGACUGUGCCAUCUCCCCCCCGCGCUGCCCCCGGCGCUGGCUGGCCGGCGGCCCGGUGCCCCCGAGCCCGCCCCAUGGCAUGGCGCUGGGCCCGGCCCAGCUGGGCACGUAUGGCAGCACGGGCUCCCUGGUGCGCCGGCUUGGGGAGCCGGGGCCCUUCGGCCGGGACGGGGGCCGGGUGACGGCCCCCUGCACCCCGCUGCGGGGCCGGCCUGCUCCCCGGGGGCACCCCUCACCCACCGUCACCCCCUCGCCCCCCGCCGCAGGGCCCCGCUCCGUGGUGACCUUUCGCUUCGUGGAGAAGGCCAGCGUCAGGACGGUCAAUGGGCCGCCCGAGGGCGGGGGGCAGUGGGGCGGGGGUCUGAGCCGCAGCCUGGACCUUGGUGGCCCCCCGGCUUCCCCGGCCCACUGCCGCCCAGGCCCCGCUGCUGGCCACUCCACUCCCACCGGAGCCUUGGGGCGCAAGCUGAGACUGGAGGCCUGCGCCUCUGACCCGUUCCCAGCCGGGGGCAACUCCCUGCCAGCCCCCGCCCGCGCCCCAGGCCCCCCACCCCCCCCGCCCAAUGGAGAAAGCCUCUUCUCGUCUCUCCCCAAUGGGCUGGCCGGCCCCACCGAUGACCUGGUGGCUUUGCUGAGACAUCCUGGGGCCGUGAAGCCCCCGUACCAGGGAGACUCCUCCUGGUUCUCUCCCCGGGAGGCCUCUGCCCAUGCCCAACGCAUUGCCCGGGCCAAGUGGGAAUUCUUCUUUGGCUCGCUGGACCCCCCAAGCUCAGGGUCCCGGCCCGCCAGCUCCCCUUCCCCGCCCCCAGGACGAAAGCAGCCGGCGGAGGUGGGAGGCUGGGGAGGGGGCGGGCCACCGGGCCGGGGGCAACCGGUGGCCAAGUACUCGGAGACCGACCUGGAUACGGUGCCCCUGCGCUGCUACCGGGAGACCGACAUCGACGAGGUCCUGGCGGAGCGGGAGGAGGCCGACUCUGCCAUCGACAGCCAGCGGGACAGCGAGAGCCAGCCCAGCUCCGGGGGCCGGGCCGGGGGCUCCCCACCAAGGCCAAGGCCCCCCCCCUGCCCACGCCCCGCCCACGCUUCCACACCCCGCCCCUCCAGCCUGGGCAGUGCCAGUGAGGAUGACCAAGAGGGCGAGGACGAGGGGGAAGAUGAGGUGUUUGAGGCCUCUGAGGUGGCGGAAAGGGCCAGGCCAAUGGUCCCCCUCUGUGGCCCUCUCAAGUCUCCUGGGCCCUUCCUGCCAGGCAGCAGCCCCUCCCCGGAGGGCACCGAUUCCUUCAGUCACCACUUUGAGAGUAUUAUGGAGUCGCACCGAGCCAAGGGCACCUCCUAUACCAGCCUGGACUCCCUGGAGGGUUUGGGCUCCCCCGUCCCCACAAAGAGUCCCUAUUUCACCUUUGAACUGCCCACACCCGAUCCCACCCCCUGGCCUGCCCCUAUCCUCACCCCCACCCCCAGGCCUCCUUCCCCUGCUGCUCCCCUUGCCCCUCUGGAGCUGGAAUCGGGGGCCAGCUCUGCGGCUGACGGCCCCUGGACCGAACGGGAGGAAGAGGAGAAGGUGGCAGAGGAGGAAGAGGAAGAGGAGGAUGAGGGAGGGGAAAAUGUGGGGCCCUCCUUGGGGGAGCCAGCGAGCCCCUGCCAUUCCGAGGACAGCUUUGGGCUGCCAGCACCCCCUGGGAGCAGCACCCACGCCCCGGGACAGCUGGUGUCCGACUCGGAUUCGGAGCUGGACAGCACGGAACAGCUAGCCCUGGGCAGCACGGACACGCUGUCCAAUGGGCACAAGGCCGACUUGGAGGCUGCCAAGCGGCUGGCCAAGCGCCUCUACAACCUGGAUGGCUUCAAGAAGGCAGAUGUGGCCAGGCACCUAGGGAAGAACAACGACUUCAGCAAGCUGGUAGCCGGAGAGUACCUCAAGUUUUUUGUCUUCACGGGCAUGAGCCUGGACCAGGCUCUCAGGACCUUCCUGAAGGAGCUGGCAUUGAUGGGGGAGACCCAGGAACGGGAGCGAGUGCUGGCUCAUUUCUCCCAACGCUUCUUUCAAUGCAACCCCAGCAGCACCCUGUCUUCAGAAGAUGGAGCCCACACAUUGACCUGUGCCCUCAUGCUGCUCAACACCGACUUGCAUGGCCACAACAUCGGGAAGCGCAUGACUUGUGCUGACUUCAUUGGGAACCUAGAGGGACUCAACGGGGGCAGUGAUUUCCCACGGGAACUGCUCAAGGCUCUAUACAGUUCCAUCAAGAAUGAGAAGCUGCAGUGGGCCAUUGACGAGGAAGAGCUGCGGCGCUCGCUGUCUGAGCUGGCCGACCCCAACCCCAAAGGCGUCAAGCGGCUGAGCGGCUGCUCCAACCCCUUCCUGGACUUCUCUCCCGAGCCCGGCUCCUGCACUUACAAGCACGGCCCGCUCGUGCGCAAGGUGCAUGCCGACCCCGACUGCAAGAAGACACCGAGGGGCAAGAGGGGUUGGAAGGCUUUCCAUGCUGUCCUGAAGGGGAUGAUCCUCUACUUGCAGAAGGAAGCCUAUGAGCCAGGGAAGGGGCUGGCGGAGGAGGAGCUGAAGAACGCCGUCAGCCUCCACCACGCCUUGGCCACGCGGGCCAGCGACUACAGCAAGAGGCCCAACGUCUUCUACCUGCGUACGGCCGACUGGCGCAUCUUCCUCUUCCAGGCGCCGAGCCUGGAACAGAUGCAAUCCUGGAUCACCCGCAUCAACGUGGUGGCUGCCAUGUUCUCCGCACCCCCUUUCCCCGCGGCCGUCAGCUCCCAGAAGAAGUUCAGCCGCCCACUCCUGCCCAGCUCUACCACCCGCCUCUCCCAGGAGGAGCAGGCGCGCACCCACGAAUCCAAGCUGAGGGCCGUGGCUUCAGAGCUGCAGGAGCACCGGGCGGCCCUGCCCGACAAGAAGGGCAAGGGCAAAGACAGCGAGGAGCAGCGGCAGAAAGAAGCCUACCUGGAGUUCGAGAAGUCCCGCUACGGCACCUAUGCGGCCUUGCUACGAGCCAAGCUCAAGGCGGGCACGGAGGAGCUAGAAGCGGUGGAGGCCGCCCUGUGCCAGGCAGCAGGCAGGGGAGGCGAAGAGGGGCUCCAGCCCGGGGCCGCGGCCCCGCCCAAGCCUCAGCGCCACGGCUCGGAGCGCCACGGCUCGGAGCACCGGAGCGGGGAGCACCACAGCGGGGAGCACCGGGGCAGUGGCGGCAGCGGGCGCCAGAAGCCCUGAGUAGGUUGAGGCCGGGCCGGGUCACUCACUGAAUGCCCCCUGGUCAGGCGGCCGGCGGUCCCCGGGGGUCGUGCAGUCGGCCAAGCCUGCCAGCGACAGGAGGCGGCGGGCGCAGAAGCCAGUGUGGAGGGGCGCCAUCCGCAAGCCAUGGGCCUGACCGCGCCGGACGCGGGGGCCCCGAGGCCGGAGUUGGGGGGGAGAGGGGGUGUCAGGGCUCCACGGCCGGGGGAUGGGGAGCCAAACUCCCACCCGGGCCUGGGUAUCUUCCCCCCAGAAACCAUUUUGUGAUACUGUUUUGCACUUUUUCGUACGGGAUGGGUGCUGGGGGUGGGGAGGGGACUUUUUGACGCUUUGCGGGGAGCGGGCCGUGGGGCGGGAAGGGCGACGCACGGUCGGGGCCCACGCUUUCCACCCUGCUGCCCUCGGCUCCUCCAGACACCAGCAGUGGCGGCCCGGCUGCCCUCCGCCGGCGGGACCCUCCGCCUUCUCCCCGCCGCCUUCCCCUCCUCCUGAGCCUGGGGCUGCUGGCACUGCCGCCGAGGGGCUCAGAAGCCUGGCAGAGGGGUCGGGGCUUUGUCCCCGGAGGGGAAGGGUUAGCAGAGGGGCCCUUGGCACCACGAUCUGAAUUUCCUUCUCUCUCUCCCCCAAGGGCUCGCUCCUUUCCCAGAGCAGGGGCAGGACCUGAAUCCGGGGGAGAGGGCCGCAAGGGGAAAGGGCUCUGCCCCCCUCCCGGGCUCCACUCUUCUCCCUCCCCGUCCCCAUUGUCAUCCCCUGCUCUACCCCUCCCCCCUGCCACCCCACAGUGGAUAACAGCAGUGCCAUGGGCAGGUGGGCGAGGGGGCUCUCCCCAGCAGGCAGGGCCAGCAGCGGUCAAGAUAACCCCUUUAGAAUCUGCUUGGCACUGCCCCUGAAGAGGCGGGCAGGCAGAGCCCUGCUCCUCUUCCCCGCCAGCUGCAGCGGGUAGGCCCUGGUUCUGGGUGCUGCGUCUCCACCCUGCCCUUUGUACACAGCCUCCGCCUCCUCCUCCUCUGCCGCCGCCGCCGCCGCCGCCAUUAAACCCUGCUCUGGAGCCCCCGCUUCUGUCCUGGUUCUUU
Messenger RNA from Tachyglossus aculeatus (Australian echidna), 4854 nucleotides. RefSeq names its product pleckstrin and Sec7 domain containing (gene PSD). Lineage: Eukaryota; Metazoa; Chordata; Mammalia; Monotremata; Tachyglossidae. Gene Ontology annotation, molecular function: protein binding; phospholipid binding; guanyl-nucleotide exchange factor activity. The record is from RefSeq and is a predicted model, not a curated record. Gene Ontology annotation, biological process: regulation of ARF protein signal transduction.